Messenger RNA from Lottia gigantea (owl limpet), 531 nucleotides. RefSeq lists its product as hypothetical. The transcript is spliced from 2 exons. NCBI's taxonomy places the organism in Eukaryota, Metazoa, Mollusca, Gastropoda, Lottiidae. The record is from RefSeq and is a predicted model, not a curated record. Bases 1 to 531 code for a protein of 176 amino acids.
AUGACGGCAGAUCUGGUCAGAAACUACGCAAUAAAUGGUAUUCAAUAUGAUGAUCAUAUGAGUUUACCAAGUGGAUUUGCCCACGUUGACGCGCUUUCUCACUCACAACAUUAUAGAGUAAUGGAGGACUUUAUGACACAAAUUAAAAAUAGUGUAAAAGCUGCAAGAAGAAAUGCAAUCGUAUCCUACUCGCCGUCUACUAUUGAAUUUUCACAAUCUCACCAUAAUGUGGACUGGGAAAAUUAUCUACAGCAUGGCGUCGUGGAUGAGAUAGUGCCACAGUAUUACCGUUCAUCGUCCAACGACUACAAAAUCAUCAUCAACCGAGAUAUUCCACGACUUCAUGGGCACCAAACGUCAUUGAUCGGGGGAAUUCGACUCUCAGAAUCAGGGCCACGGACACCAGCUGGAGAGGUUCAGAAGAUGAUUGACUUAUCGUAUGCUAGAGUAUCUUUCUGGUUUGGUGAUGAUAUUAUUACUGGUGUAUAUAAACCACCUAAACUAUUAACAAAUGUUGAUGUUGUAUUAUAA